Oryza brachyantha (malo sina) is the source of this 1014-nucleotide messenger RNA. RefSeq lists its product as uncharacterized. Bases 1 to 1014 code for a protein of 337 amino acids. The record is from RefSeq and is a predicted model, not a curated record. The transcript is spliced from 6 exons. Lineage: Eukaryota; Viridiplantae; Streptophyta; Magnoliopsida; Poales; Poaceae. Gene Ontology annotation, molecular function: DNA binding; DNA-binding transcription factor activity.
AUGGUGAGAGGGGAGAGGAUUGAAGGAGUGAGGCAGUACAACAGAUCCAAGGUGCCUCGCCUGAGAUGGACGCCUGAUCUCCAUCACUGCUUUGUUCAUGCCAUACACAAGCUUGGAGGACAGCACAAGGCUACACCUAAGAGAGUUCUUCAGCUGAUGGGAGUGGGAGGCCUCACCAUAUCUCAUGUCAAAAGCCAUCUACAGAUGUACAGAAACAUGAGGAAUGAUGAUCUGGAGAUGCAAGUGGGCAUUCAGCAGAUGGAUCAGGAGCAAACAUUUGCAGGAGGCAUGCAAAUUUGGACAGAUAUGAAGCAGCAGGAUCAUCAUCAUGAGUGUAACGGACCAUAUUGCAGAUGCCACUCCUCAUCAAAGCAUGCAAGGGGCUCACUGCUGCUGCUACACCAGCAGCAGCAGCAACAGCUGCAAAGGCCAAAUCGGAUGGAGACGAGACAAGAGGUGAGCACUCGAACAGGCUUUCUCAGAAGCGAAGGAAUACGCGAGAGGGACCUGCAGCAGUACGGCCUCGCGGUCACAGGAGGCCAACCAGCUUCGUGCCACCACUCCGGUCGGCGACACCGGCCGCCACCUGCCACCGCGGCCGCCGCUGCAGACGGUGCCGGAGCCGGACACGACGCUGGCGCACCGCUGCCGAGCACGCCCAGGCCGCCGCUUCUGGCCGGCCGCGCCGCCACGACGAGGCGUGGCGGCGCCUCACGCGAGGACGAGCACGACGUGACAGCACCGGCGAGGCGGCGGCACGCCAUGGCGCCGGAGCGUGACGGCCACGGCGGCGGCGACGAGCGCCUCUCGCUGUCCUUGACGCUGGACUCGGCCGGGCCCGGGCGCAGGUGCCGGUGCCGGGGCAGCGGCGCCGCCGCCCGCUGCUGCAGCGAAGGUAGCAGCAGCUGGCUGUCGUCGCCGUCGUCGACGAGCUUCGGCGGCGGCUGCUCGCGGCGGAGCCCCGGCGCCAUGUGUCGUGGCAGUGUCGCUGUCAGCUUGGACCUGUCCUUGUGA